AUGGCGGCGGCACUCGAUCCCGGAGAACAACACACCAAAUUCGUCGCAUGGGCCGAAGAAAAUGGUGUAGAUAUCAACGGAAUUGCUCCAGCUAGAUUUGCGGAUCGCGGGAUGGGUAUUGUAGCGGCCAAAGACAUCAAACUUCCCGAAAAUGUCCCCGUUCAUGGCAGGUUGGCUGCUGCACUGGCACUCUGGUAUUCAGAUAAAGAACACCAACAAUACACACUCUGGCAUGAUGUAUGGCCGACUGAUUCCGACUUCCGUGCUACUAUGCCAUUCUAUUAUGCCAAGGAGCUUCAGGACCUCCUCCCGCAUGCCGCCACGCUUCUGUUGAACAACCAAUGUACCAAGCUGGAGAAGGACUGGAAAGACCUUCAUCCGCAUAUUCCCGCAAUAUCGAAGGAUCUGUUCACGUACACUUGGCUCAUUGUAAACACGCGAACCUUCUAUUGGGAGUACCCUGAUCUACCCAACUCGCAUCCACGAUUACCAAAGAAGCGAAAGCAGCUUACGGCCGACGACUGUUACGCCAUGUGUCCAUUUAUGGACUACUUCAACCAUUCUGAUGUAGGAUGCGACCCAGAGAGCGACAGCAAAGGCUACAGCGUCACUGCAGAUCGCGAAUACAAGGCUGGCGAAGAAGUUUUUGUGAGUUACGGAGCACAUACGAACGAUUUCUUACUUGUGGAGUACGGCUUCAUCCUUGACAGCAAUCGGAACGAUGCGAUACCGCUCGACCAUCUUAUCUUACCACUCCUCAGUAAUGACCAAGCGAGUGCUUUGAAAGAAGAUGGCUUUCACGGUAACUACACUCUUUUCACGAAGGAACCUACGAUAUGUCACCGCACGCAGGCAGUACUUCGACUUCUUUUGCUAGACAACAGGCGCUAUUCCGCUUUCGUCGGCGGUGACGAUGAUGGAAGCAAGGAUCAAGUGCGCGUCAAUGAGUAUCUCGCAGGCAUACUUACGAAGUACUCGAGGCAGAUCAUUGACACACUUGAAGAGCUGGAGCGGCUUCAAGUCAGAAGCAGUGAGCAGAAGGGCAAGAGCGGACAGUCCAAGGUCACCAAGGGCGAGAAGAGCUUAGUCGAACCUGAGCAUCGAGACGUUUUGCUGAGGCGAUGGAAACAGAUCCGUGACCUCGUCAACACCGCAAUUAGCAAUCUACAAGCAUAG
Parastagonospora nodorum SN15 is the source of this 1176-nucleotide messenger RNA. RefSeq lists its product as hypothetical. Gene Ontology annotation, biological process: peptidyl-lysine monomethylation. The record is from RefSeq and is a predicted model, not a curated record. The transcript has 2 exons. Lineage: Eukaryota; Fungi; Ascomycota; Dothideomycetes; Pleosporales; Phaeosphaeriaceae. Gene Ontology annotation, molecular function: protein-lysine N-methyltransferase activity; protein binding. Bases 1 to 1176 code for a protein of 391 amino acids.